Molecule: messenger RNA, 1908 nt
Organism: Zophobas morio
Lineage: Eukaryota; Metazoa; Arthropoda; Insecta; Coleoptera; Tenebrionidae
Product: synaptic vesicle glycoprotein 2B-like
Exons: 11
Coding region: 133-1743 (536 amino acids)
Biological process (GO): transmembrane transport
Cellular component (GO): membrane
Molecular function (GO): transmembrane transporter activity
Source: RefSeq, a predicted model, not a curated record
AAGAGGUAUUUUUAAAGCGAUAUCGACACAACGAAUGAUAUGGACUCUUUCCGAAACAAACAAAUACUGUAUUUAUUUGUCCAAUGUUAACAAUACCAAUAAAUAAGUGACGUCUUUAGAAUAGCAUCAGUCAUGUCUUCAACACGAAGAGCUAUGGAGUAUAGUUCGUUUUUAAUAAUACAAGAAAAAAACGAUAACGUCGAUUUCAUCGAAAAAGCUCAAAUGGCAGAUUUCGAGACUGCUAUUCACUACUCCCGCUAUGGAAAAUUUCAGAGGCUCCUUCUGGCUGUUUGCGGAACAAUUUACGCAACAUGCGCUAUCAGCACAACAACUUUAUCUUUUGUGUUACCUUCAGCUCAAUGCGACUUCAACUUAUCUUCUCUGGAUAAAGGAAAAUUAUCAGCUAUGCCUCUAAUCGGUAUGAUAUUUGGUUGUAGCCUUUGGGGCUCUAUCGCCGACUCACAAGGACGCAAAGUAGCAAUAAUGUUAUCACUUUUGGUAGAUUUUCUGGCAGCUUUAGUUUCUUCUUUCGCUCAAACAUUCCAGUUAUUCUUAAUUUGUCGCUUCUUUAAUGGGUUCGGUAUUAUAGGAGCCACUAGUAUCAUCUUCUCCUACCUAGGAGAAUUUGCCUCUAAGAAGCAUAGAGACAUCAUGUUGGGACGAUUAGAAGUGUUUUGGAACGUGGGCGUCAUCAUUUUACCUGGUUUAGCGUGGGUUCUUCUGAACAGAACCUUGCUGGAGUCGUUCAACGAUCAUGGAAAUUUCAGUCCCUGGAGAAUUUUUGUGUUGGUAUGCAGUUUACCAAGUUUAAUUAGUUUAGUUAUGUUAUACUACUUACCGGAAACACCAAAAUUCCUUAUUUCGAAAGGACAAUAUGAAAAGGCGAAACUCGUUUUUCAAAAAAUGUUUGCGUCUAAUACAGGAUACCCGUAUUAUGCUUACCCAGUAAUGACUUUAGAAGGAGAGAACGAAAACAAUAAUAAUACAGAAGAAAUCAUAAAACAAAUACCACUGAACGUAAAAAUCUACGAGAAACUAUGUUCAGUUGCCGCGGACGUAAAAACGUUGUUUUCACAGCCAUAUGUAAAAUAUCUAGGAAUUACUUCUUUCGCAGAUUUUGGGUUAAUGGCUAGCUAUUGCACAUUAAUUAUGUGGUUCCCCGAAAUUUUUGAGCGAUUUAAUGAGUAUGAACUUGCACACCCAAAUACUACUGCAAGCGUUUGUACAGUGUCAGAAGUAAAUCAAGACGAGAAUGCAGUAUUCUUUACAGAAUUUUGUGAUCCCGCCAUAAAUAGUCGAGUUUUCUUGGACACGAUUAUCAUAGGAUUAAGCUGUAUUCCUACGUCAGUAUCGCUUAGCUUCUUUAUGAAGAAGUUUGGCAAAAAAUUCGUAUUAAUUAUUGGUCUGAUGAUGUCAGGAUUCUGUACCCUUUCUUUAAAUUGGGUCCAAAAUUCAACGGAAACUUUAGUACUUUCCUGCGUCUUUGAAGCACUCACCAGUAUUCUUGAAGCAGUAAUUUUCUGUGUUAUUGUAGAUUUAUUUCCCACUAAUCUUAGGGCAAUUGCUUUAGCAGUGACAGCUUCGUCGGGUAGGAUUGGAGCCAUUUUUGGGAAUGUAGUAUUUGGGUUACUGAUCGAUUUGAAAUGUUUCGUGCCAAUAUAUAUUUUUGGAACACUUUUGAUAGCAAGUGGAAUGUUGUGUGUAGCAAUACCAAGAACUGACAACUAUUUAGUCAUUCAUUAAGUAACUUACGUUGUACCAAAGACUUUAGCUUCUAGUAUUUUUUAUUUAUUUAUAUUUAUUGGUAGAAAUAAUCAUGAUAUCGUGUGAUUCUUAAUUUUUUACUGUUUAUUUUACUUAUACAAACUGGAUAUGUUUUAUGGUUUUGUAAUUUUAAAAUAAAAUAUA